AUGUCUACAGGAGUAGGAAUGAGCUCAUGCUGCCUUUCAGGCAAGGUCCACGAGGGAAACCCAACUGGAAAGGUUGAAACCAUUGAUAACCUGCAAACAUAUGUUGCUGCGCCAAAAGAUGGAUCAAAGGCCAAGUCAAUUGUUUUCCUCACAGAUAUCUUUGGAUGGGAAUUCAAGAACGUACGCCUGCUCGCGGAUAACUACGCAAAGGAGGGGUUCUACUGCUACAUUCCCGAUUUUUUCCAAGGCGAUGCUCUCCCAAUUGAUUUUCUUCAAUCAGUCGAGCCACCAUUGAAGGAUCGCGAGAAUCUCACGCUCACAGACAAAGCUAAGUCUACUGCAAACGUGGGCACAACACUUCCUCCCUGGCUCCUCCGACACCGCGAGGCAGUUGUCAAGCCUUUGAUCAGCUCCUUCAUCUCCACACUUCGUAAUGACUCCAGCACCGGCAAGAUCGGUGCCAUUGGAUUCUGCUGGGGAGGAAGAUACGCCAUUGUCCUAUCCCACGGGGAAGUAGACGCAGCUGUUGCGUGCCAUCCUUCUCUCGUUGCUAUCCCUGGUGAUUUCGAGGGCAUCACCAAGCCUCUGAGUUUGGCUGUUGGUACCGAGGAUAGCAUGUUGGACCAGAAGAGUGUCGGGUCGAUCCAGGAUAUUUUCGGAAAGCUGAGCGUGGAUCACGAGUUGAGGAUUUAUGAGGAUCAGGUCCAUGGCUUUGCUCUUAGAAGUGAUUGGAGCUCGGAGAAAGAUAAGAAGGCUAUGGAUGAGUCUGAGAAACAAGGACAGGAUUGGUUUAACAAGUAUCUCGCGUAG
This is a messenger RNA of Glarea lozoyensis ATCC 20868, 810 nucleotides long. RefSeq names its product alpha/beta-Hydrolase. The record is from RefSeq and is a predicted model, not a curated record. Lineage: Eukaryota; Fungi; Ascomycota; Leotiomycetes; Helotiales; Helotiaceae. The transcript is spliced from 2 exons. Gene Ontology annotation, molecular function: hydrolase activity. The coding region runs from base 1 to 810 and encodes 269 amino acids.